Molecule: messenger RNA, 1230 nt
Organism: Apis mellifera (honey bee)
Lineage: Eukaryota; Metazoa; Arthropoda; Insecta; Hymenoptera; Apidae
Product: SAC3 domain-containing protein 1
Exons: 7
Coding region: 134-1195 (353 amino acids)
Biological process (GO): centrosome duplication; spindle assembly
Cellular component (GO): spindle; centrosome; nucleus
Source: RefSeq, a predicted model, not a curated record
GUAUAUGUAUUUAUAUUAUGUGUGCAUAAAAUUAAUCAAACGACAAACGACAUAACCUUUUUUUGUAAUACGUCAAUACGAAAUUUAAAUAUCAUAAUUGCAAUUAGUAUUGAGUAAAGUGAUUUUCUUCGAUAUGACCGAAUUUAUACAAGGAACAUGUUUAUUAAUGUGUCCAGAUAAAGAACGUUUUAUCAGAGAGAAAGAAGGUUUAUUACAUAAAUUUGAGAUCGAUGAAACUGCAAAAGGAACAAAAUUGCCGAAAGCGGAUCCAAAAAAAACUAUAAAAUGUUUUAGUCGUCCAGCAGCAGGAUUAAUAAUGACUGAUAUGAAACAAUUACGUCCGGCACCAGUAUUAUUGUCGACAAUUAAAUAUUUAUUUACUAAGAUAGCUACGCGAACAGAUGUAGAUUGGAUAAUAAUAUACGAUUUUAUCUUUGAUCGUUUGAGAUCUAUUAGACAAGACGCUGCGAUUCAAAGGAUCGAUGUUUCUAUGAACAUUCGAUUACUGGAACCUAUAGUUCGAUUUUUGGUUUAUUCCGCGCAAAGAUUAUGCGAACGAAGUAUUUCUGAAUUUAAUGCAAAAAUCAAUGAUCAACAUCUCAUCGAAUGUAUAACGCGUUUAUUAAUCUUAUAUGAUGAAUCCGAAAAUUCUUCAGUUAUUGAAAAAGAUAUGAAAAAAUUAACAUUGAACAAUGAUCGUCAACAAAUGGAAGCAUUAUACAUUCUUUUGCACAUGGGUAAUACAGAAUCCUUAAUGAGAGCAUUACAACUUCCUCUUUAUUUACGGAAAUCUCCAGAUGUGCAAUUGUCAAUAAAAAUAUCAUUUGCUUGGUAUUUAAAAAAUUAUGUACGUGUUUGUCAUUUAAUUCAACAAUUAUCUCCAUUACUUAUUUGCGCAGCCAUGAUUAGUAUACAAAAAUUAAGAAGAAUGGCAUUGAAAAUCAUGAGUUCAGGAUACAAUAGUAAAAUUUUCACUUUUCCAGGACUUAAAUUGCAACAAAUUUUAUUAUAUAAAGAGAUAGACAAAAUCCGAAUAGAUUGUGAGUUAUUUGGACUUGUAUUUACCAAUCAGAAUAUUUUAUUUCAAAAAGCGAAUUUCAAAGAUGAAAUUAAAUUGGCACAUCCAGAAAUGUACUACGCGCAUCAUUAUUUACAUAGUCUUUUACCACAAAUUUUACUUGAAUCCAUGUAUUGAACAUAUAAAAAAUACAAUGCAUUUAGAUUCUUAAA